Messenger RNA from Saccostrea cuccullata (small rock oyster), 2409 nucleotides. RefSeq names its product aromatic-L-amino-acid decarboxylase-like. Gene Ontology annotation, cellular component: cytoplasm. Gene Ontology annotation, biological process: amino acid metabolic process. The record is from RefSeq and is a predicted model, not a curated record. Gene Ontology annotation, molecular function: pyridoxal phosphate binding; carboxy-lyase activity. The coding region runs from base 396 to 2099 and encodes 567 amino acids. NCBI's taxonomy places the organism in Eukaryota, Metazoa, Mollusca, Bivalvia, Ostreida, Ostreidae. The transcript has 15 exons.
AAACAUUUUGAAAUAGAAGACCAUAUGGAAACCUCCUCUAUAAAUAAUCGGAUAAAUAAAGAUCUGAAGGACUGUGCGGAUCAGUCAUUGUACAAGACAGCAAUUAAAGACAGAAGGCCUGAUUAAUAACACCAAAUAAAAAUUUUAUGGACCAUAGAGCAUAUUGAAAUUGAUGUCAAAGCCAGGUUCCUUCCUUGGGUUAAAUUUGUGUGAGUUCCAGAAUUAGAACCCAAUCAUCUCUCCCUAAAAUCCAGUCAAUCGUGUAAUGGAGACCAGGUCCUGACUUUGCUGUCAACGUCGGUUGGUUGUGGGAUGGGAACAAGAAUAAAUUGGGAAAAAAACAUUGAGAGCCCAGAAGACUGGAAAACUACAGCAAAGAUAAGCAUUCCUGAGUUAUGGACUCUGGGGAAUUCAGGAGACGAGGAAAGGAAAUGGUGGACUUUAUCGCCAAUUACAUGGACACCAUUAGUGGGAGGAGAGUGACGCCGGAAGUGGAGCCUGGUUAUCUUAGAAACCUACUUCCUGGAAGACCCCCACUAAAAGGAGACAAAUUUGAAGAUAUAAUGAAUGAUGUUGAAAAAGCAAUCAUGCCCGGUAUUACCCAUUGGCAGCAUCCCAAUUUUCACGCUUAUUUUCCCGCUGGCAACUCUUUCCCCUCCAUACUGGGUGACAUGAUGUCAAAUGCCAUUGGUUGUGUGGGUUUUUCAUGGGCUGCAAGUCCUGCCUGUACGGAAUUGGAGACACUCGUUUUAGAUUGGAUAGGAAAAUCAAUAGGACUGCCAAAACAGUUCUUGCAUGAAGAGGGAAAAGGUGGUGGAGUAAUUCAGGGCUCCGCUAGCGAGUGUGUCCUUGUAAUGUUACUGGCAGCCAGACACAAAGCCAUGACACAGCUGAAGAAACAACUUCCAUACAUGGAAGACGGUGUUCUUUUAUCCAAGCUUGUAGCAUAUUCAUCAAAACUGGCACACUCCUGUGUAGAAAAAGCAGGGAUGUUGGGAUUUGUCAAGAUGAGACAACUGGAUGUUGAUGAACAGUAUUCACUCAGGGGGCAUGUUCUCGAGAGGGCAAUAGAGGAAGAUAGACGUCUCGGUCUUAUCCCAUUUUUUGUAUGCUCUACAAUCGGCACCACAGCGUGUUGCUCUUUUGAUAACGUUGCGGAGUUGGGGGAAGUAUGUUCCAGAGAAAAUGUCUGGCUACAUGUUGACGCUGCCUACGCCGGCAACGCCCUCAUUUGUCCUGAAUUCAGGUUUCUUAUGAGUGGAAUUCAGAAUGUAACCUCCAUCAACUUUAACCCAAACAAAUGGCUUCUUGUGAACUUUGACUGCUCUCUAUUAUGGAUCAGCGACAAUUCCUUGUUAACUUCAUCAAUGACGGUUGAUCCUCUGUAUCUACAACAUAAACAUGACGAUAAAACGGUUGAUCUUCGGCAUUGGGGGAUCCCAUUGAGUCGGCGUUUCCGAGCCUUAAAGCUAUGGUUUGUCCUACGUACGUAUGGAAUAGAUGGACUACAGGCACAAAUACAUCUGCAUGUGAAAUUGGCCAAAUUAUUCGAAACCUUCGUGAAGAAUGAUGCUAGAUUUGAAAUUCUAGGAAAAGUUGUAAUGGGUCUUGUUUGUUUUCGAUUAAAGGGACCAAACUCUUUAACUGCUAAGUUACUACAUAUGAUUAACGAAUCUGGAAAACUUCACAUGGUUCCAGCUCUCCUAAAUGAAGUGUACGUCAUUCGAUUCGCAAUCUGCGCCCAAAAUGCGAAAGAGGAAGACAUUGAAUUUGCAUGGAAAGUUAUUUCAACUGAGGCAAGUGCUUUGCUGAUGGAACGAGAAUAUAUUGAGAAUGGGAUAAAUAUUGAAAAGCUAGAAAGUGUUGAGCAGAAAAACCCCGACAUUGAUGACGUGUUUCCAGAUUUUGACGAUGAAUUCAUCUUUGACCAGCAAAAAAGUAAUUUGCACCGAGCUCGCCUUCGUCGGAGUCUGUUCAUGAGGAUGGUUUCAGACCCCAAAUGCUAUAAUCCAAAGGUUCUUAAAGCAUUAUGUAUAGACAAGAAAAGAACAAAGAGUUUCUCUUCCGAUGAAGUUCUUGAUUUUAACUUUGAAAAGUGAAUUAUUGACAUUUCUUCUCUAUAGAAAGUGAUAAGGAGUUGUUUUCAUUAGCAGUAAAGUCGCAUUGAGUUGAUGUCCCUAGUUAAUUGUUUUAGCUUCUAGUGUGUCUUUUUAGUUUGAUUUGAAGCAAAGAAAAAUAUUUAAUACAUACAGAAUUUUAUAUACUUUUGCUUAUAAAAAAAAUGUGCAAAUUUAAUUUCAGUGAAAAAUGAAGAUAACAUACAGUUUUCAAGCUCAAAAAUCCAUUUGAACAGUAUACAUUAGGAGCAGAAAAUACAGGACCUGUAAAUACAUUAGAAGUAGAAUCAGG